This is a messenger RNA of Lacerta agilis (Sand lizard), 827 nucleotides long. Its product is annotated as protein BTG1-like. Gene Ontology annotation, cellular component: nucleus; cytoplasm. The transcript is spliced from 2 exons. The record is from RefSeq and is a predicted model, not a curated record. Lineage: Eukaryota; Metazoa; Chordata; Lepidosauria; Squamata; Lacertidae. Gene Ontology annotation, biological process: negative regulation of mitotic cell cycle; negative regulation of cell population proliferation. The coding region runs from base 63 to 533 and encodes 156 amino acids.
CACACACACAGUGUGGGGAAAGAUAAGAAUCGAGUGAGGCCGUGAGGGAACUGUGGAGGGCCAUGAAGACGGAGAUCUCGUCAGCUGCGGGCUUCAUCACCCGCCUCCUCCGGACACCCGGCGGCAUCGGCGACGAGGAGCUGCGCUGCUUUAGCGAGUCCCUCCAGGAGGCGCUGCGAGACCAUUAUAAGCACCACUGGUUCCCCCUGAUGCCUUCCAGAGGCUCAGGAUACCGCUGCAUUAGGAUCAAUCACAAGAUGGACCCCUUGAUAGGAAAGGCAGCGGGUAUGAUCGGACUAAGCCAUGAGAGACUCUUCCAGCUCCUGCCCAGCGAAUUAACUCUUUGGAUCGACCCCUUUGAGGUGUCCUAUCGCAUCGGAGAAGAUGGGUCGAUCUGUGUCCUCUAUGAAGGCCCUCAGCCAGCAGUGAAGAAUGCCAAAGCUCUUGAGAACAUGAGCAGCUGUAAAGAGGAGUGGAGAAUUGGCAGAGCCAGCCCUUCCAAAAACUACAACAUGAUGACAGUUUCCAGUUAAAAAAAUUAACAUUCCCUGUACAAUGAUGUAUGUAUGUAUCCCGCUUUGAUAAUGAAGUUAGAUGAUGUAAUUGAUAUGUUGAUUUUCACCCCAUAGUCAUUAAAGUUGUAGUAGUACUGCCAAAUUCUUUGUUUUGUGGCCAAGGGCUAAUGUAUAAAAACAGUUCUUUAACUGUGUACUUUUUCUGGAUUGUAUACUGUAAAUGAAAUUGUACAGUCAAGAUGAUUGUUUUACAGAUUUAUAUUUUGGAAAAAAAUCCUUGGCUAUUUGUAAUAAAAAUGAAAUUAAUUUAAA